AUGACUGACACACCUGAGGAAUCUUCAAAAAGCAAAAUGAAAAAACCAGCUAAUACAACUGAUGUGUCGGAUAGUUCUAACUCACUUCCUAAUACUGAUAAAUCUUUGUCAUCUGGACAAUUCCCAAACGGGAUUAAUGAGAAACUUUUAAAGCAACUCACCAACGUCAUGUUGGUCUCUGGAUCUGGUAGUUCUAGUGGUGUGACAGAAAAGAAGUCUAAAAAUGACUAUCGAUUCUGGAGAACACAGCCAGUUCCUGACCUCACUGAAGAGAUUACUGACAACGGUCCAAUUGAACCAGAUUCAAAACAUGAAGAUAUCCGCUCACAGCCUUAUACAUUACCCGAAGGAUUUUAUUGGUGUGAAGUUUCUUUGGAUGAUGAAACUGAGCUACAAGAAUUGUAUGAUCUUCUGUAUGAAAAUUAUGUUGAAGACGAUGAUCAUCUCUUCCGAUUUGAUUAUUCCAAGCAUUUCUUACAGUGGAUCUUAAAGUCACCUGGUUGGCAUAAAGAUUGGCAUGUUGGACUUCGUGUAACUAAAAGUAAAAAACUGAUAUAUGAUAAAGCAAAACAGCUGGUUGAAGUCAACUAUCUUUGUGUCCAUAAAAAAUUACGUUCUAAACGUAUGGCCCCUGUACUGAUUCGAGAAGUAACUCGUCGUGUUCAUCUACGUGGGAGAUUUCAGGCUUUGUUUACGAGUGGAACUUUACUUCCAAAACCAGUCAGCAAAUGUCGAUAUUGGCAUCGUCCUCUCAAUCCACGUAAACUUCUUGAAUGUGGAUUUUCACAUCUUACUCACAACAUGACUCUUCAACGAACAAUUAAACUAUACAGAUUACCUGAAGCUCCUCUUGUCAAAGGUUUUCGUCAAAUGACAAAAAAAGAUGUUCCCAAAGCAUGGCCUUUAUUAUCUGAGUACUUGGAAAAGUUUAAUAUUCAUCCAAUUUUUACAAAAGAAGAAUUUCAGCAUUUCUUUGUUCCUCGAGAUGAUGUUGUGUAUUCUUUCAUAGUUGAGAAUGGAGAUGGGCAAAUCACAGACUUCUGUUCGUUCUAUGUCCUUCCCAGUUCAGUCAUGAAAAGCAAACAACACAAUAGCCUUCGCGCGGCCUACUCAUUUUACAAUGUUUCUACGGUAACACCAUGGCCUGCAUUAAUUCAAGAUAUGUUGAUUUCAGCCAAACAAUUAAAGUUUGACGUAUUCAAUGCUUUGGAUCUAAUGGAGAAUGGAAAGUUCCUGGAAGAGUUAAAAUUCGGCAUUGGAGACGGUGAUCUACAUUAUUAUUUGUAUAACUGGCGUUGUCCAUUCACUAAGCCCUCUGAGAUUGGAAUAGUAUUACAAUAA
Messenger RNA from Schistosoma mattheei, 1341 nucleotides. The record is from the annotation of a GenBank genome assembly. Lineage: Eukaryota; Metazoa; Platyhelminthes; Trematoda; Strigeidida; Schistosomatidae.